AUGUCAUCGCUGCUGCUUAUCAUUGACUGCCUGCUUCAUCUUCUUGUACCAACUUCUCCCUUCCACUGCCACAUCUACAUCUCUACUUCUGCUUCUGCAUCACCGCCAGAAAGACCAGAAUCAUGGCUGAAGGCCGUCCAGCUAGGCUCAGGCACCAACAUCGACUCCCACACGCCCACUCCCCGCGGCGGCGUCCGUCUGAACAAGAUCGCCGAAUCCUGGGAAGAUGAAGACCUCUCCUCCGAAGACGAAGCUAGUGAUGCAGAAACAACCAUAACUGCGCCCCCCGCUGAGCCCAGCACCCACCAGCACCACCACCAGCAGGGCGAGCAUCACCACCAGCACCAGGUCAGCCGCAGCGGCAUCCGCGCGCCUCCUCCGACUCCCAACGUGUCUCGCCAGUCCAGCUGCCGCUCUACCACCAGCAGUGCGUCGUGUACCUCUUCAGGCUACUCUAAGCGCCCCGAGAAACAGAUUGCAGUGGCUACCAGGAUGAUUGGCAACGCGCUGGGUCACCGAGUGGCCAGAUCUGAUAGCCAGAAGGAAUAUGACCGCACUGUGAUUGCAAAUGAGAAGAAGCGGCGCGAGAAGGAGAAGCUCGCUGAGGAGCAGAAGCGAGAGGAGGAGGAGAAGGCAAAGGCCGCUAUCUGGGAUGAGUGA
Molecule: messenger RNA, 660 nt
Organism: Trichophyton benhamiae CBS 112371
Lineage: Eukaryota; Fungi; Ascomycota; Eurotiomycetes; Onygenales; Arthrodermataceae
Exons: 3
Coding region: 1-660 (219 amino acids)
Source: RefSeq, a predicted model, not a curated record